Molecule: messenger RNA, 2700 nt
Organism: Maniola jurtina (meadow brown)
Lineage: Eukaryota; Metazoa; Arthropoda; Insecta; Lepidoptera; Nymphalidae
Product: carboxypeptidase A2-like
Exons: 9
Coding region: 190-2442 (750 amino acids)
Biological process (GO): proteolysis
Molecular function (GO): zinc ion binding; metallocarboxypeptidase activity
Source: RefSeq, a predicted model, not a curated record
GAAUCCCUAUUGUUAGAUGGAGAGUUGUAUUUCGCCUGGCUGAGCUGACCUAGUGGCGUAGUGGGUGCGUGCGUUGAAAGCGAGAUCGUCGCAUUAUGGCAGUGGCAGGGAAGGUGGUUGCGCUGGCGGAGGCAAGUCCGUCCGCCGGUACAGUGCGCGCGCACCUCGCCAUGCGAACACGCUCACCACAUGGCGCGUCGCCUGGCGCUGCUGGCGCUGUUGGCUUGCGCGGCGGUCGCACUCCGCCCGCCUUCACACUCUACCGAUAUUUCCGACUCCGAGUCCUCAGACCCGUUCACGCUCUGGGACGAAUAUGUGGAGUCCUAUGAAAAUACGCCUCCGCCGCGACCCGUCGCAGCAAAACCUCAUGACAAAGUGUUUCUCCGACGUAAAGUUCCAAAAUUAAAUGUUACUAAGAAAACUACUAAAAGUGAUGAUAAGGUUAUUAGAACCACUAUUAAUAUUUCGAGUCAUACGAACUUUUAUGUGACAAAAAUACCGCCGAUUAUUGAGACAUUUACCAGCUCUCAUACGCUAAUGCCACAAGGAAUGUACAUUAAGGUUGAUGAACAGCAAUCGUGGGUGAAUGGUGUGAGUCAGGUUUCGAGGUUUAGCACGAAGAAGCCGGUGAAGUCCCGGCCAUCGACCACUCGACGCCCGCCCACAUCCCCACGACCACGGACAACGACAAGGCGGCAGCGCACGACCACCACGCGGCGCCGCUCGACGACACGAAGCGUUCGUUCCACAUCGAAAACAAAAGUGCCAAAACAAAAAGUGGCAUGCUCACAAAAAAAACCAGGAUGGAUACCAAAUUUUUUUCAAAAUAACAAAAUAAAGAAAGCAUCGAAAAAGCAGGAGAAAUCAGGUUGGUUUGUAGGCAUAUUCUCCAGGCUGUAUCAUUGGUUAGUUGGAUCGAAAAGUGCAUGGUUCAGCGGCGGAUGGUUUGAAGAAAGGGACCAAUUACGAACGAAAACUACCACUCCUGUCCCUCCUACUACUUCUACAGAGAAUUGGUUCCAAUCAUUUCUCGACUCUGAGGAAAUUGCUGAUACAAACACGGCAAGCGAAACGAUAAAAAAAUCAGCAAAGAAGUCACUUAAGAAAAACUAUAAAGGUUAUCAACUCAUACGAGCGUAUCCAGAUUUGCAAUGGAAAGUGCAUUCGUUAUUGGAUCUGCAGGAAGAUGCUGAAGGGUCCGGCUUGAUGUGGUGGACAGCUCCAUCUCUAAACAGUUCUACAGACCUUCUCGUUCCACCAGAUUUACUGAUGGAUGUCAAAGAUCAUUUAAAAUCUAAUAAAAUUGACUUUGAUGUCGUUAUUUGGGAUUUGCAGAAAGCUAUUGCAUAUGAGAAUCCUAAAUUAUCAAAGAAGCAGAGAAUAGAACUGGAACAACUGCAUGGUCAUCCAUUGACAUGGAGGCGCUAUCAUCGAUAUGCCGACAUAUUGCGGUAUCUAGAAUACCUGCAGCACUCAUAUGCUGAUAUCGUUGAACUUCUGCCUCUGGGUCGUACUUCGGAAGGACUUCCGUUAGUGGCAGUCAAGAUCUCAGUACCAUCAAAUGAAACUCAAUCGAGAAGUUCCAUCAGCAAAGGACAAAAGAAAAAAUGGAAGUUACGAUCCCACUUGAAGCCAGCCGUCUGGUUGGACGGCGGAGCACACGCUCAAGAGUGGAUAGCUCCUGCUGUCACUACAUGGAUAUUACACAAUUUAGUCGAAGGGGAAAAAGGCUUAGGAGCUGAUCGAGAAAUACUCAAUAUCGCCGAUUUCUACAUAAUGCCGGUGUUAAACCCGGACGGUUACGAGCAUUCGCACACUCACGACCGGCUCUGGAGGAAAACCCGUUCACGGAGCCCCGACCACUCGGAUGAUUACUACGUCGGCUGGUUUCCCUGGAACUGGGGCCGAACGGAAUGCGUGGGAGUGGACGCGGACCGCAACUGGGAUUACCACUGGGGCGAAAAGGACUCCUCGACCGACCCUUGUGCAGACAACUAUGCCGGCCCUCAUCCCUUCAGCGAGCCGGAGACACGAGCAGUCUCCGAAUUCUUGGUGGAACAUAGGGGACAAAUAAAGGUUUAUUUAACCAUGCAUGCGUACUCGCAAGCGUGGCUCUUGCCGAGUUCUCACUCGCUCGCGUCCUUUGCCGAUGACGGCGUGUUGCUGGAGAUGGGCAAGCUGGCCACGGCCGCUCUGGCAGACUUGUACGGAACUAAUUACCAGGUAGGAACGGCAGCAGAAAUCAGACAACCAGCCUCAGGAAUGUCUCAUGAUUGGGCAAAAGCGCGCGCUGGCAUCAAGUUCUCCUAUCACGUCGAUCUGCGGGACUCUUUUGGACCCUAUGGCUUUCUUUUGCCAGGGUCGCAAAUAGUGUCCACAGCGCGCGAAACCUGGCAGGCUGUUAGAGCUAUUGUAGAUAAUUUAUCACCCGGGUUCAAAUAAAACUGUAUUUUCGAUUUUAAUCCACGUAGGUAGGUACGUUGUGAAAAUGUAGGUAUUUAAGAUUGUAUUUUGGUUGUAUUUUAGUGAAUACUUAUAGCAAUUAAUACGAUAAUUAAAUUCUAAUGUGUAAAUAUAGUUUAGCUUAGACGUUCCUAAUAGAAUUUAAUGAAUAUUCAGAUAUUCAAUAAUCGGUAGGUGUAUUUUAUUAAAACUCCUAUAUUUAUUAAUAUCUGGAUUUGCAUUUAUUUGAAUAUGUAU